UAUCUUCUGUCUAGAUGUAGUAUAGUAACAUUCAAAUGAGAGAACCUCGAUUUUUAUCGUCCUAGCCCAUUCCAAAACCAUGCCCUUCCGCAUCCCAGCAAGAACAUUAUGGCAAGCCUCCAAAGGUUCUAUGAAACCGUAUUCCUUUGCCCCAAUCAACUCAAAAACUCCCCAAUGGACGAGAAGAUACGCGGCGUCUAGUACAGAGCCACCAACUCGAACAGCCAUUGUGACAGGAUCCGCUCGCGGCAUCGGAAAAGCUAUCGCUCUACGUCUUGCUCAAGAUGGCUACGACAUCUGCGUAAACGACAUCUCUGCCAACAAAACCCAAGCCGAGUCCGUAGUUCGCGAGAUACAACAACUAGGCCGCAAAGCAAUUCCCUAUACAGCAGAUGUCUCCCAACUUUCUGAAGUGCAAUCCAUGGUAUCUGUAAAAGCCCUAUUGGACCUCACCGAGCACGAUCUUAAACGCAUGUUCGAAGUCAAUGUCUACGGCGUCUACAAUUGCUACUCCACCGCCGCCAAACAGAUGAUCGCACAGGGAACCCCUGGGAAAAUCCUGGGUGCGGCGUCGAUUGUAGCAUUCAAGCCGUUCGCGCUGUUGUCGCACUACAGUGCGUCGAAGUGGGCGGUACGCGGUCUCACGCAGGCGUUUGCCAUGGAGGUUGCGGAGCAUAAAAUCACUGUCAAUGCUUAUGCGCCGGGAAUUGUGGGGACUGCUAUGUGGGAUCUGAUUGACGAGGAGUUGGGGAAGAAGCAGGGUGCGAAGAAGGGAGAUACGAUCAAGAAGUACAGCGAGGAGUUGAUCGCGCUGGGUAGAACUAGCGUCCCGGAGGACGUGAGUAACACAGUGAGUUUCUUGUGUAGCAAAGAUUCGGAUUACAUGACGGGUCAAACGAUUGUUAUUGACGGUGGCAUCAUAUUUACAUAG
Molecule: messenger RNA, 931 nt
Organism: Periconia digitata
Lineage: Eukaryota; Fungi; Ascomycota; Dothideomycetes; Pleosporales; Periconiaceae
Source: the annotation of a GenBank genome assembly